AUGGCGAUCUUGGACAAGAUCCGUCACCUCGCCGGUGACAAGCAGUCUAGUGACGACACGCAAAGCCCUCCUGAUGCAACGAGUUUCGACAAUGGCCACCCUAGAGACAAUAAGGAAGCCGAAGCGGGCUCUUCAGAUGCAUUCUCCCACGACAAAAGUCCCAGGGACACAACACCGGCGGAGGAUGCACAACUGGGAGUCAAGAAGAUUGAGGCAGUGACGUUGGCCUGGUCCAAGACGGCGCUGGCUACCAUCUUGAUACUCAUCUGGCUCUUGACUCUAGUCAACAACUUCAAAUCGACCAUUGUUCUCAGCUUGACCCCCUUCGCCACGAGUGAUUGGCAGUCACACUCCCUCCUGACGGUGAUUGGCAUAGUGUCCAACGCCAUGACAGCGGCGGUUUAUAUCCCUACGGCCAAGAUGCUGGACGUCUGGGGACGAGCCGAAGGCUUCUUGCUCAUGCUUGGGCUGUGUAUUUUGGGCCUGAUUCUCAUGGCUUCGUCGGCGAAUCUUUCCACCUAUUGUGCCGCUCAGGUCUUUUACUCUGUUGGCUUUGGAGGGCUCUCGUACAGCUGGAACGUUCUUGCCGCCGACGUUACCAACCUCCGCAAUCGAGGGCUGGCGUUCGCAUUCACCUCAUCUCCAGCUGUGAUUACGGCGUUUGCGGGAUCCAAGGCCGCCGAAGGCUUUCUCAACAACGUAUCUUGGCAAUGGGGCAUGGGGUGCUGGGCCAUCGUCCUACCGUGUGUCGGGCUGCCAUUGUAUGUGAUCCUGAGGCACAAUCUGCGCAAGGCCGAGAAGAAAGGGAUCAUCGUCCGCGAGAAAAGCGGGCGGACCUGGCCGCAGCAAAUCCAAUAUGUCCUCAUGGAAUUUGACCUACCGGGCGUGAUAUUGUUCGCCGGUGGCAUGACGGUGUUCCUGCUUCCAUUCACGCUCGCCAGCAGGGCCCCUCACGGCUGGAAAACCGACUACAUCAUCGCCAUGAUCGUAGUCGGCUUCGUCGUGCUGGUGUUCUUCGUGCUGUACCAGGUCUACUUGGCGCCCACACCGUUUCUCAAGUCUCAGUUCCUCUUGAACCGGACCGUGCUCGGCGCAUGCCUCCUCAACAUGACUUACCAGAUCUCUUACUAUUGCUACGCGAGCUACCUCUCGUCCUUCCUCAUGGUGGUGUACAACCUCACACAGUCCGAGGCCGGAUACGUCGCCAAUACGUUCAGCGCCGUGUCGUUUCUGUGCCUGUUCGUCACGGGCUGGAUCAUCCGCGUCACGGGACGGUUCAAGUGGAUUCUCUGGAUCUGCGUGCCGCUGUACAUCUUCGGCGUCGGCCUGAUGAUCCAUUUCCGCCAGCCCAAUGGGUACAUCGGCUACAUUGUCAUGUGCGAGAUCUUCUUCUCCGUGGCGGGGUGCGUCUUCAUCCUGUGCGUGCAGCUGGCUGUCCUCGCCACCGUCGACCACCAGUACGUCGCCGCGGUUUUGUCGACACUGUUCGUGAGCGGCACCAUCGGCGGAGCCAUCGGGGACGCCAUCUCGGGCGCCAUCUGGACGAACACGUUCGAAAGUGCCCUCGAGCGCAAUCUGCCCGCGUCCGCCCUGCCCGACCUCAUCUCCAUCUACGGCAGCUUGGUGGUCCAGCUCUCGUAUCCAGUCGGAACCCCCGAGAGACUGGCCAUACAAAAGUCGUACGGUUAUGCCCAGGUCCGCAUGCUCGCUGCGUCUUGCGCCAUUAUGGGCUUGGGUUUCGUGUGGGUGGCCAUGAUAAAGAAUUUGAACGUCAAGAAGAUGACGCAGACAAAGGGCAACGUGUUGUAA
Molecule: messenger RNA, 1809 nt
Organism: Exophiala spinifera
Lineage: Eukaryota; Fungi; Ascomycota; Eurotiomycetes; Chaetothyriales; Herpotrichiellaceae
Exons: 4
Coding region: 1-1809 (602 amino acids)
Biological process (GO): transmembrane transport
Molecular function (GO): transmembrane transporter activity
Source: RefSeq, a predicted model, not a curated record